Rana temporaria (common frog) is the source of this 4156-nucleotide messenger RNA. RefSeq names its product adenosine monophosphate deaminase 2 (gene AMPD2). The transcript is spliced from 18 exons. Lineage: Eukaryota; Metazoa; Chordata; Amphibia; Anura; Ranidae. The record is from RefSeq and is a predicted model, not a curated record. Gene Ontology annotation, biological process: AMP metabolic process; IMP salvage. Gene Ontology annotation, cellular component: cytosol. The coding region runs from base 378 to 2861 and encodes 827 amino acids. Gene Ontology annotation, molecular function: AMP deaminase activity.
CUGAGAAUUGAAAGGCUUCAUCUAUACAAUGUGGGAAUCAUACACAGAUCCCCAUCUCCUGUAGCAGCCCCUCACACUGUUGCAUGCAGAAAAGGAGGAGCCUGCUAUAAACACUAGUUUCCAAGCACACACAAAUUCAUAUUCACAUACACUGCUGCCAUCUCUCCCUGUUGUUGCUGCUGCUGUCACACACUGCAAGGCUUGCAGUACAAGGACACAGAUCUGCACGUUGGCACUUUAGUUGACAUCUCUCAUUGUUUCUGCAGCUGCUACACAUAAAGGCACUGAGGUCCACACAAGCUGCUCAUUUCAAUCCCAAAAAGAUCAUCAGUACAAUUCACCUUAAAAAAAAAACAAGUGACUGCCAUCCAGGCAACAUGUCCGGAAGCAAAUCUCCUUUCAAAAAGAGAGCCAGUCUGCAGGCACCAAGCCCAGCAGAUUUCCGAGGCUCUCAGUUUCAUCCCCUGCAAUCAGCCAAAUCUUUCUCUGGUACCCCUCAUAGUCUGAAGCAACUGAACCGAGAACUAAGAACAUCAAUGGAGGGCAAAUACAAGGAAAUAGCAGAGGAACUUUUCAGUCGUUCCCUUGCUGACAGUGAAAUGCGUUCUGCUCCAUAUGAAUUUCCAGAGGAGAGCCCUAUUGAGAAACUUGAGGAAAGAAGGCAGCGGCUAGAACGUCAAAUAAGCCAGGAUAUCAAACUUGAGCCUGAUAUUUUACUUAGAGCAAAACAGGACUUUCUGAAAAUUGACAGCAGCUCAGACUUACAGUCAUAUAAAGAGGAAGAUGAAGAUUUUGUUGAUUUUUAUUUCUCAAAGGAAUUUCCUAUUGAACGGGAAUAUUUAAGAGUGUCCAUUGCGGGUGAUGAGAAAUGUGGGGUUCCAUUUACAGAUUUGGUGGAUGCAGCUAAAAGUGUGGUGCGGGCUUUAUUCAUUCGACAGAAAUACAUGAACCUGUCCAUGCAGAGUUUUUUCAAGACCACUGCCCAACACCUUAAGCAGCUCAGUGACGAGACUCUGGACAGUCCACUCAAUGAAGAAACAGCUGAUACUCCUGUAGCUGAAGAUGCCCCUGUUCAUCCUCCCUUCUCCAAUCAGCACCCAUAUGAAGUGUGUGAUCCAAGCACUAUGCCUCCUGACUUAGAAUAUGGACUGAAGAUGGUUAAUGGUGUGAUUCAUGUGUACAGAAAGCAAGAUAUCACAGAUGCGACGACAGAGCUUGACCUUCCAUACCCAGAUCUGCAGGAAUUUGUAGCGGAUAUGAAUGUCCUUAUGUCUCUUAUUAUUAAUGGCCCCAUUAAGUCUUUCUGCUACCGUCGGCUGCAGUACCUGAGCUCCCGCUUCCAGAUGCACGUUCUUCUCAAUGAAAUGAAAGAACUAGCAGCUCAAAAGAAGGUCCCUCAUAGAGAUUUCUACAAUAUACGUAAGGUGGACACUCAUAUUCAUGCAGCAUCCUGUAUGAACCAGAAACAUCUUCUACGGUUUAUUAAACGGUCUAUGAAAAAGAACAAUGAAGAAAUUGUGUAUGAAGAGGGUGGAAAAGAGCAGACACUGCACCAAGUCUUUCAGAAUAUGAACUUGAAAGCAUAUGACCUCAGUGUGGACACUUUGGAUAUGCAUGCGGACAGAAAUACUUUCCAUCGCUUUGACAAGUUCAAUGCCAAAUAUAACCCAGUAGGUGAAUCUGUUCUUAGGGAAAUCUUCAUCAAGACAGAUAACAAGGUGUCUGGAAAAUACUUUGCUCAUAUAAUCAAGGAAGUGAUGUCUGACUUGGAGGAGAGCAAAUAUCAGAAUGCAGAACUGCGCCUAUCAAUAUAUGGUCGGUCCCGCAAAGAAUGGGACAGUUUAGCUUACUGGGCUGUCAGUCAUAAAGUGCACUCAAACAACGUUCGAUGGCUUGUGCAAGUCCCACGACUUUUUGAUGUGUUUCGAAGUAAAAAGCAGGUUAAUAAUUUCCAGGAGAUUUUGGAGAACAUUUUCCUGCCUCUUUUUGAAGUCACUGUGAAUCCUGCUAGUCAUCCAGAACUGCAUCUGUUUUUAGAACAUGUGGAUGGAUUUGACAGUGUGGAUGAUGAAUCAAAACCUGAGCAUCGUAUAUUUAAUAUGGAGAGUCCUCUGCCUGAGAACUGGAGAGAUGAUGACAACCCACCUUAUGCCUAUUACUUGUAUUACAUGUUUGCCAACAUGACCGUUCUGAACCACUUGCGCAGGCAACGUGGGUUUCAUACUUUUGUACUGAGACCACAUUGUGGGGAAGCAGGACCUAUUCACCACCUUGUAUCUGGAUUUAUGCUGUCACAGAACAUCUCACACGGACUUCUACUCCGCAAGGCACCUGUUUUACAGUAUUUGUACUACCUGGCACAGAUUGGCAUUGCUAUGUCUCCUUUAAGCAAUAACAGUCUGUUUCUGAGCUAUCACAGGAAUCCUCUCCCAGAUUUCUUAUCACGUGGCCUUAUGGUAUCAUUGUCCACAGAUGACCCUCUUCAAUUCCAUUUCACAAAGGAGCCUUUGAUGGAAGAAUACAGCAUUGCAACCCAAGUAUGGAAACUGAGCUCAUGUGAUAUGUGUGAGCUGGCAAGAAACAGUGUUUUAAUGAGUGGAUUUCCUCACAAGUUCAAAAGUUACUGGCUGGGCCCCAAUUAUCUUCGUGAAGGUCCAGAGGGGAAUGAUAUCAGAAGAACCAAUGUACCUGAUAUUCGAGUUGGGUACCGUUAUGAGACUCUCUGUGAAGAACUUACACUAAUUACUCAGGCUCUGCAGAGUGAGGAGCUGGAGACCAUUCCAGAAGAAAUGUGUAUGGGAGCUGGACUAGAAUGCAACACUAAAGGAAAUGUCAAUAGUAUUGGAAAAGAAAACAAUUAACCCUGAUUGAACCAAGAACUCUAAAGGGGGGAGGGAAGAGGCGGCCAGGGAUUUGGAUGACCACAUGCAUGGGGUUCAUCAUUUGAAAAAAUGAAGCAUUGAUAAUAAAGAUAAUUAGGGGAAGAGAGCAGAUCAAGUAAAGUAGAGUAGCAAUUGGCAUUGUGAUUAUAUAACAACAUAUAAGAAAAUAAAUGAUGCAAGAAAGAUAGUUAUACCAAAAAAACGUGCAAAGACAUAUAAAGAGGACAUUGUUAAUAUUGUUCAGAAAAACCUUUAGAAUGGGAGCAUGGAUUAACAAUUCUUGAUGCUGAGGAUCAGAAUGACUGAUUUUCACAAUGGUAGCGAAUAAUUAGUAAACACAAAGCUUAAGUAAAAACAGCCUUUAUCGUAAAUUAAAAAAUAAAAUAAAUACGACAACCGGGACUAUGGAAAAGCCUGUGUAAUUUUAACAGAAGCGGAGGAAGGAUCUUAAAGUGGGCCUAGUAUCAGAUUUAGGUCAUCCUACUAAUGCAUGCAUUAUAAAUAAUGUGUAAGAGCUCAUUCACACCGUGAUGUGCAGCAUGACCCAUGUUGUAACAUGCGUUAAUUCAAAUAGUAAUGGCACUGCAGUUGUGUGUUGUAAUCCAAAGUUAAAUGUGAACUUGAGAGAUAAUAUAUUUUAUACCUACUACAGUAAUGGCCGCGGUCUUCUGGGUGCUGUGCCAAGCAGUUGCCCUUCUGCAUAGUAACUGCAGUUGGUCAUUUGAUCAGCACAGACGUCAUUUAGAAAAAAAGGAGCGCAAAUCGUUCUUUGAUUGGAUGAGGUGUUACCACCUCUCCUUUCCACUUUGUUGUAUCAGAGAACAUUUUGCAUUCAUUGAGACAAGUGUAGAGCGUUCUCUGAACAGUGCCACACUGAGGGAGUGACCCCCCCCCCCCCAAUGGUUACUAUGCAGCAGGGCAGCAUAUAAGCACAGCACCCAAAAGAUGGCAGUAAUCACUGUAGUAGCUAAGGCUACGAAAGGGAUUUACGGGUUCCGCAAAGACUGAUUACCUACAUUGUGCCAAGCUGGCCCAACGUAAGUAUGUAAAAUAGAUCAUCCCUGGCGUUCAGCUUUAAUUGCACCCCAAAGCACAUCUACUGUGCAUUAACACAUAUCUGUGUUUUUGUACACCGCAGUGCAAAGAUGCACAUGUAAGAGAAAUUACCAAGGGUUUGUAAUUCUAAGCAUCGAUUGCCCAUUUAUUAUGAAUGGGCUGUUUAAAGGGGUUGUAAAGGUAAAUAAAAAAUUCCCUAAAUAGCUUCCUUUACCUUA